AUGUCUCGCCCGCCGUCAACCGCCUCUACGGCCACCACGGCCACAGCAAACGGUCAUUCGCGUACCUUGUCGGUCAAGUCAAUCCCCAAACCCCAAGUCGUGAACCCCAUAUCUACGCCGGAUAUUAGACUCUUCGUGACCAACUUGCGAUUACUGGAUUUCGAUUUGCGAGACGACUGGCCCGGCAUCACAGUACAGACUUUCUCUGCCAAGAAUGCAGACCAGCGACAGAGGAUUGGUGGGACUGAAUGGGCCUUGUUUCGCUUGUUCGAGAUCUGGGAUGCCAAUGAGACGGCCCAAAAACUCCAACCCUUCUUUCCACCACUCGAACCCCUCCAAUCGUUGAACCUCCGCGCUGCGCUAUUCCGAUGUCUGAACGAAUUGAAGAAAAACGGUGUCCUGGGACGAGAGUCUGUGCUCAGAAAGACUAUGUUGGACGAGUGCAAGGGCGACAAGUUCUACGAGAUAUUGGCCAUCUUCUCCAAUGCCGUCCUCAAGAAAGUUCUCGCAGCGCGGGAUGCAGGCCAUAUAGAUGCUGCAGUCGCGAGAAGACUGGCGACAGCGACGAUGCUCUCGAGCGAACAGCAACGUUCAUUACUGCCUCUCGCAAUCGCACACAAAGCGUCCCUAGUCAAUGUGCUGAGACGGAAAGAAGAGAAGAGGAAGCAAUACAUGGAGUUCCAUGGCCUUUUGGAUAAGAAAGCUGAAGAUGUAAAUCGCCGCAUACGCAAGACCAAAGACACACCCCACCCACAGAAACCGGCCGUGUCACAGAAAGAAGCCAAUGCCGUCAAGAAGCAACUCAAGGACAACUGGAUUGGGAACCAGAAGUGGUUAGAUGUAAUGCUGCGCGGUGACAAUGUCCAAGCGGAGGAUGCAUUCCUUACCAGUCGUUUUGACAAAGUCUGGCACAUGGUAGAAAAUGGCCGGAAGCUGGACGAGGUCGCGCCUGAGACUGGACUACUUGAAGAUCUACAGGCGAGAGUGCAUGAGCAACAAGAGAGAUUGCAAAAGUGGAAGGCUUUCCAUGAAGAGCUACAAAAGGAUGAAUCCGGCAAGGAGACAUCGGGAAGCGGACAGACAGCCGCGAAAGCAAAGGAUUUUAUGUUCGACGAUCACUCACAGUACCAGCUGCCAUCAGCGAAGCAUGCGAUGGAGUCCGCAAGAAUAAGGCGACCGGCUAUGCGAGCGGAGUUCCAGGACAUUCUAUCCCACAUGGACAGUGAGCUGGCUCGCGCUGUCACAGUCAGGGCUAGUGUCAGACCUUCAAUCAUACAUCAUAGAAGUACCUCAUCGGUAAAGACGGCUCGUCCGCCCCUACUCACCAGAAAAUCCACCCAGACGGAGGCGAUACGAAAGGCGCCAAUAGUUCCAGCCAAGCCUGUCAAACUACAGUCGCCUUCAAGACCAAACUCUUUGGACCAAAUUCCGAUCCUGCCUCGACCAUCACGACACCUCGCAUCGGCUGCAACACCAUCCGCAGAUUCUGAGGCUACGCUCAUCGGCAAUACAUCGGCAUCGAAUGCCACGAUUAACUACCGUGAUGAUUCGCCAACGGAAAUUGAUCAAGAAAGCACACCAGUAUCAGCGACUGUACCUCCAGCUUCCGAGCCAGCUGACGGGACUCGUUCCCCAGAGCCUACCAUUACUGAUCACUCUGAGCAAAGAACAGAAUCACCAGAUGAUCUGUCUAAAGCCUCACCGGAACGUACCUCUGAACCGCCAAUCCCAACCUUUGACCCACCAGAAGUCGAUGCCGAAGAGGCACUUGCGGACCAGAUCAUCAACUCUAUCGGUAAUGCAACCCCAUCUCCAGUCAAGAAACCCCAACCACGCAUGUCCCUCUCGCUCAUCGAACGUACACGCAUGACAAUGGCGCGAAGUCAAUCCUAUGAGUCUGUUCCAGAGUCGCCAGAUCUGCCGCUUCCGUCUAUGGGCCCGCCUGCGAUCCCCUCCAUCACGGGAGAUGAAGAUGGCGACCGACGUGCAACACUGGCAGAGCGCACCCGACAAACUAUGGAGGCUAUGCAAUCGAGAUCCCGCCCAUCCGAGACGGACACAGCAAAGAAAGAGAAACGCAAGUCCAGCCGCUCAUCCCUGUUCCCUGUCAACCAGUUCGAUACGCCACGGACUCGUAAAUCCUUCGAAAGCCUGGAGCAGGCCAAGUCGGAAAGUAUUGAGCGUACGCCGACAGAGCAGUUGUUUAGCGACGAGAUAGACUAUGACAGGGUGUUCAAAUCUAGACCGAGGAUUGCUACGAGUCCGGUUUGGAGUCCAGAUGGUGCUGCUGGUGGGCAAGAGGAGUUUGAUGAUGAGGAUCCGGAUGGUGUCACUGGUAUUGAUCUGGGAGAUGUGGAUCAAGAUGAUGAUGGAGAAGAACAAUUCAAAGAGACUUGGAUGGACAGCCCCAGUCAUAAGAGGGGGAUGAGAAGUAUGAAGUAUUAA
Messenger RNA from Alternaria burnsii, 2445 nucleotides. RefSeq lists its product as uncharacterized. Gene Ontology annotation, cellular component: HAUS complex; mitotic spindle microtubule. The transcript has 2 exons. Gene Ontology annotation, biological process: spindle assembly. Gene Ontology annotation, molecular function: microtubule binding. NCBI's taxonomy places the organism in Eukaryota, Fungi, Ascomycota, Dothideomycetes, Pleosporales, Pleosporaceae. Bases 1 to 2445 code for a protein of 814 amino acids. The record is from RefSeq and is a predicted model, not a curated record.